GUGUUAUAAAAAGGCGAGUAUCUGAGACAGAAGAGCGAGAGACCAGACGGUUCUUCUACAGAUAAAGAUCUCUGUACAAAGAUCUCCUCCUGUGAUCAUCUCACAUCUUCUACUGAACUCCAACAUCAAGUUCCAGCAGCUUGUGAUUUCUGCUCUCUUGAGAUCACCUCCUCACACACAUUCAUCACGCUCUUCCUCAUCACACACUCCUCCACCGUGUGUCAGGAUGAAGCUCCUCGCUCUGGUGCUCCUGCUCUCCUCUUUCUCCUCACUGACCCUGAUGGAGGUUGUUAAAUCUUUUAAGGAUGUAUGUAGUGACUUCUUCAUCAAGAAAGAAAAUGACAUCAUCAUCCCCACUAUCUUCGCUGGAGAUCGGUAUAAGAUGAUUUGCCAGCGCUGGAAAAAUAACUACAGGUUUGCCACCGUGUACGACACUGUGAGGAGGAUCCCUGUUUACUCGGCCUACACAUUCUCAGGGAUAGAACAGAAGACCCGCAGCAAUGAGUGGAAAAUUGAACCACAGCUGGAAGAUAUUACAGAGAUGAUUGUAUUCCCGAGUGAAGCAGGAAAAAUAUUUAACCAGGCUGUGAACUCUGAUUAUUCAGGUACAGGGUUUACUAGAGGUCACGUGUUUCCAUAUCAGUUUGCUGCUGAUCAGGAUCAAGCAGAUUCCACCUUCACUUUAACUAACGUAGCUCCACAAACAAAGGACAGCAACCAAAAAUGGGCUAAACAGGUGGAGGCCCCGAUACGUAAAGCGAUAAAACAGGGCUGCACACUUGACCAAAAUCACCGGGUGUACUUUGUGACCGGAGUCGUCCCAGGGAAUAACUGGAUACCCAUAAAAAGAGACGGAAAAGAAUAUCAAAAAGGAAUUAACAUUCCCAGUCAUUUUUGGAGCGCUUACUGUUGCACCAAUAACAAAGGACAACUCGUAGCGAGGGCCAACAUCGCUGAGCUGGAGAACUUUAAAGUCAAAUACUCCAAAAUUCAGCACCUGAAUACUGAGCUCACUAAUCUGUAUAAUUCACCUUUCAGUGUGUUUCCAGGAUUAGACUUAAAGUAACAUGCAUACAGUGUGUGUGCGUGUGUGUGUGCGUGUGUGUGUGCGUGUGCUUGCGCGUGCGCGUGUGCGUGCGCGCGUGCGUGCGUGUGUGUUCAAAUCAGCAACUUUCCUGUUAGAAACGUGUCAAAGCAUCAUAAAAAUAUAUCACUUUGUUGAGCUUCUUUUUCUUUUUCUCUUUUGUGCAAAAAAAUCUUAAAAAUAAUAAAACUCUGGUUAGUUUGA
Messenger RNA from Tachysurus vachellii, 1288 nucleotides. Its product is annotated as endonuclease domain-containing 1 protein-like. The transcript is spliced from 3 exons. Lineage: Eukaryota; Metazoa; Chordata; Actinopteri; Siluriformes; Bagridae. Gene Ontology annotation, molecular function: hydrolase activity; nucleic acid binding; metal ion binding. The record is from RefSeq and is a predicted model, not a curated record. The coding region runs from base 227 to 1066 and encodes 279 amino acids.